AUGUCAACUGUGAUUAAGAAGAAGAUCAAACUUCCCAAGAAUAUAACUCCUGAAUUUGCUAUUGAGUUGAAGGAAUGUUUUGAUUGGCAAGAUAGAAAUGCUGAUGGAUUAGUGUCAAAAGAAUGUUUGUUGGUACUAUUAAGAGCAACAGGGCAGAUUUGGUCAUUGGACGAAAUUGAAAAGAUAUGUCAUGGACUUGGUUCAAAGGAAAUUGAUUUUCAGACUUAUCUCGACUUAGUAUCCCAUAAAGUUAUGUUGAAACCUGAUAAAGAGGAAUUGAGAACUGCCUUUAACGUUUUGGACAGAUAUGGAAACGGUAAGGUUCUGGUUAGUGAUUUGAAGCAUAUUUUGUGUAAUGUUGGAGAAAAACUAACAGAGGAAGGUUUUCAAGAACUUUUGAACAUUUCAGAUAUUCCAGAUGCAAAUAGGUUAACAUUUUUAACAGAAGAAGAGUUUUUGAAAAUGUAA
Messenger RNA from Cryptosporidium ubiquitum, 468 nucleotides. Its product is annotated as EF hand domain-containing protein. The record is from RefSeq and is a predicted model, not a curated record. Bases 1 to 468 code for a protein of 155 amino acids. Gene Ontology annotation, cellular component: cytoplasm. NCBI's taxonomy places the organism in Eukaryota, Apicomplexa, Conoidasida, Eucoccidiorida, Cryptosporidiidae. The transcript is spliced from 4 exons. Gene Ontology annotation, molecular function: calcium ion binding.